AUGCCCGAACCAGUAUCAGUCCUGUUCGUCUGCCUGGGCAACAUUUGCCGCUCAACCAUGGCGGAGGGUGUCUUCCAGAGCAUCACGUCCAAGCCCCCAUACGAAGGCCUGGUGAAGAAGCUGGACAGCUGCGGAACGGGCGCGUACCACGUCGGUGACGACCCAGAUGACAGGACUAUGGAUACGCUGGAGAAGCAUGGCAUCACGGACUACGUGCACGCUGCGCGAAAGGUACAUAUCAAGGACUUUGACAACUUCGACUACAUCUUCGCCAUGGAUCGAAACAACCUCCGCGACCUCGAGCGCAUGCACAAGAACAAGCCCGAGGCCAGGGCCAAGGUGAUGCUGUUUGGCGAGUUCUCCGGCACGGGCAAGGCCGAGAUCGUCCAAGACCCUUGGUAUGGAGGGAUCGACGGCUUCGAGACGACAUACCAGCAGUGCAUACGGUUCACCAGGAACUUUCUCCAGGUCGUCUUCCCAGACAUCACACCUCCCGAGGAGUGA
Cryphonectria parasitica EP155 is the source of this 504-nucleotide messenger RNA. RefSeq names its product phosphotyrosine protein phosphatases I. The record is from RefSeq and is a predicted model, not a curated record. Gene Ontology annotation, molecular function: non-membrane spanning protein tyrosine phosphatase activity; acid phosphatase activity. Gene Ontology annotation, biological process: protein dephosphorylation. NCBI's taxonomy places the organism in Eukaryota, Fungi, Ascomycota, Sordariomycetes, Diaporthales, Cryphonectriaceae. The coding region runs from base 1 to 504 and encodes 167 amino acids. The transcript has 2 exons. Gene Ontology annotation, cellular component: cytoplasm.